This is a messenger RNA of Paramecium tetraurelia, 3477 nucleotides long. RefSeq lists its product as uncharacterized. The transcript has 4 exons. NCBI's taxonomy places the organism in Eukaryota, Ciliophora, Oligohymenophorea, Peniculida, Parameciidae. The record is from RefSeq and is a predicted model, not a curated record. Gene Ontology annotation, cellular component: membrane. Gene Ontology annotation, molecular function: ATP hydrolysis activity; ATP binding; P-type transmembrane transporter activity.
AUGGAUCCUUCGAGUCUCCUAUCCAAAGCUCAGAAUCCAGUGGUUGUAGAUUCCGAAAUAGAAGGCACAACCAAAAUCACCUAUAUAGAACCAAUUAGAUUACAAAAGCGGAGAGUAGUACUCGGAGUGCUCCUCUCUGUCAUCACAAGCUUCUUGUUCACACUAGCUUGCAGUUGGUCAAAGAAACUUGUGAGAAAGUUCUUCUUCAAGGAAUCGCAAAUGGAGAUGGCAACACACAUGUGGAUCAUUAACAAUGACAAUUCAAAUAACAUAUCCAAGUUAAUGAAUAAGCAAAACGAAAUCUAUUUCAUCAAUCGAAAACUAAACUACAUCUAUAAUACUUCUAUGAAUGCAUUCAAAGCACUCGAGUAUGAUCUGAAAACCAAAAGAGAAUUGCUAUAAGCCCCUGGCAUACAAUAGCCUAUUCUAUUCCAAGAGAAGUACGGCAAAUGCUUGAUUGACAUCCCAAAGCCUAAUUUGUUUGUGUAUUUGCUCAAAGAAUUAACAGCCCCAUUCUACAUCUUACAAUACUUGUCCUGUUUUCUCUGGGUUCUAGAAGACUUGGCAAUAUUGUCGAUAAUAAUGAUAUCUGUUUCAUUAAUAUUCACAACAAUCAACUUUUUGCUUCUUCAGAAUUCAGCCAAAAAAUUGAGAAACAUGGCUAAGAGUUUAGCUUAGGUCUAAGUCUACAGAGGAUUGUAACCCUGCAAUUAACAAGCAAUUCAAUUUAGAAAGAUUGAUAGCAAAGAUUUAGUGCCAGGAGAUGUGAUUGCAAUUGAGAACAAAAUGACUUUGCCUUGUGAUUGCGUUCUAGUUUCUGGAGAUCUACUGAUGAAUGAAGCCUCGUUGACAGGGGAAUCAAUUCCUAUUCCCAAAAUUCCAGUCGAAGAUUUGGAUCAGCCAGUUUCAUUCAUGACUGAUAAAAGACAUUGUUUAUACGAAGGCACAAAGGUUCUACUUGCAAGACCCAAAUAUCAACACGUGGUAGCCAUUGUUGGUAGAACAGGAUUUAGCUCUUUUAAGGGGUAGAUUUUUAGGAGUGUGUUAUAUCCAAAAGUUUAACCAUUCGCUUUUUACAGUUAAGGAAUCAAAUAUCUAAUUUGCUUGGCUAUAUGUGUUUUGAUUGUUUAUUUUGCAUUGCUACAUAGAAUGAUUACCGUUGGAUUCAGUUUCAUGAUCAUAUUCUUAAGAUUUUGGGAUGCUUUGACUUGGAUUGUACCUCCAGCCUUGCCUAUUUUUGUUUCAAUGUGUCAAACGUAUUCAUUGAUUAGGUUAAGACAAAAAGGUAUUUUCGGAAUUGACCCAACAAAAUCACUUGUAUCCGGUAAAAUCAAUACUGUUUGCUUUGAUAAGACAGGAACUUUGACUACCAUAGGGAUUGACAUGUUUGGAUAUCAAUUAAGAAAUUAAUAGAAAUUUGCAAAGUUCAUCCUGAAAAAUCAAGUGAAAUCAAAAAAUAGUUUAGAAUUUAAAUUAUUUGCUACUUGUAAUGGAACCUAUGAGAUUGAAGGCGAUUUGAUGGGUGAUAGUCUCGAUGUAGAGUUAUUUAAGUUUACAGACUUUAAAAUUGAUAAGAAUCCACCUCAAAAUGCGAAAUCCAGAGUUGUAAAUAGAGAGGGUAUUGUUUUGGAUGUGCUAAAACUUUAUGAAUUUGAAUCUGCAUUACAGAGAAUGAGUGUAAUAGUAAAAGACACAGAUGAUUAUUAUGUUUUUGUUAAAGGUUCUCCUGAAAAGAUGGCUGAAUUAUCUAUGCAAAAUACUAUUCCGACAGACUUUAAGAAGAACCUUAAUGUAUUAACAAUGAAAGGUCUUAGAAUCUUAGGAUUUGGAUACAAAUAAAUAACCUAGGAGGAAUGUGAAAGAUUGAUGAAUGCAAGUAGAUAAGAAUGCGAAUCAGAUAUUCAGUUUUUAGGAUUGUUGGCCAUGGAAAACAAAUUAAAACAUGAUACUCCCUAGGUUAUUAAUUUAUUAAAUAAUGCAUGUGUUGAUCUCAAGAUCAUUUCAGGCGAUAAUCCUUUAACCACUGUACAAUGUGCUCGAGAAUGUGGAAUAAUCCCUCUUGGUAAGCCAGUCUUAUUGUUAGAUUAUAAUGAAAAAGAACAAUAAUUGUCCUUAGAUGAAAUAGGUGUUUUUGAAGAUAACUUGAAUAACAAUCAAUCAAAAUUAAACAGUGAAAUUGACAUACUCUUCGAUGAAGUUGAAGAUGUAAAUGAAUCAUCUUUAGAUCAUCAAUAGAUAAUGAAUAAAUUAGUUCAACAUUUAUUAACUGCUUAGAAUAUCAAAAGAUCUAUUAUCUCAGAAAAUGAUAAUCUUAGUGCUGGUCAUUGUUUUGCAAUGAGUGGCAAGGCAUUUGAUUAUUUUUGGGAUUAAUUACCUCAUGAAGAAAUCAAAAAACACAAAAGGUAAUCCUUUGCUGGAUUUGAACAGCCAAUUGAUAAUGUAGAAUAAAUAAAAAUACAAGGAUUAACUGAUGAAGAACUUCAUAAUAAAUUAUUUGCUUCUAUAUGUUUAAAGGCAAAAGUCUUUGCGAGAAUGAGACCUGAACAAAAAUCAAUGGUCAUCGAAAAGCUUCAGUAGUUAAAUAAAAUGGUACUAAUGAUUGGAGAUGGAGCUAAUGAUUGUGCAGCCAUCAAAUAAGCAAAUGUUGGAGUUUCAUUUGCUUAAAGUGAUGCUGCCUUUUCAGCUCCUUAUUCAAGUGCAGAUGACAGCAUUGAUUGUGUGAGAUAGGUUCUCUUAGAUGGAAGAUGUGCACUCUAGAAUGCUCUAGAAGUAUUCUAAUAUUAUGUUGGAGCCAGUGUCAUAAAAUACAUAGCAGCCAUGAUAAAUAUGUCUUUUGGAUAAAACUUUGCAGAUUUGCAAUAUAUUGCCAUCAAUUACAUUGGAUCUUUGCCUUAUCUAAAAUCAAUAUCCCUAUCCAAACCUUCAAUCCUUUUGACUAAGGAUCUUCCAAAUGAAAGCAUGAUGGCUAUUUCGAAUGCAGCCGUCUUAAGUUUCUAAAUCAUAGUGGCUUCAUUCGGUCUGAUCAUUAACUUUCUGUAUUGGAAUAGUUUUGAAUGGGACAAUGAACCAAGUGUAGUCAAUGGUAAAUUCUCUAAGGAAGGAACAAUACAAACUACUCUUUUCAAAAGUAUUUAAAUCUACUUUAUCAUGGCAGUUAUUGCUAUUUACACCUCAAGACCAUUCAAAUAAAAACUCGUUACUCACAAAAUUAUGUUAAUCUUCAUCUGCAUAAGUUUAAGCUUUACUUUAUGGAUCUUCUUCACUUAUUAAGAAUGGCAAUACACGGUAUUUAAACUCUAUAACACAAAUACAUAACAUGGGAGAUCCUAUAAUUUUAUACAAUUUCUCUUAACUAUUAUCGUAGGAUUGGUCAUGCUCAUAGGUGAUGAAUAUUUCAUAAAGAGAGUGUUCCCUAACAAUUAGAAUUAAAUAAAAAAGUCUAGAGUUAGACCAAGUAUGUAAAGUUAUGUUUCUUGA